AUGUCCAACGUCCAACUGGGCAAGGAUGUCAAACUGGACAAGGAUGUCCCACUGGACAAGGAUGUCCAACUGGACAAGGAUGUCCAACUGGACAAGGAUGUCCAACUGGACAAGGAUGUCCAACUGGACAAGGAUGUCCAACUGGACAAGGAUGUCCAACUGGACAAGGAUGUCCAACUGGACAAGGAUGUCCAACUGGACUAUUGCUGCAACCACUUUUGUCUAACUGGUGCUGUUCGGGAGGAUGUCCAACUGGACAAGGAUGUCCAACUGGACAAGGAUGUCCAACUGGACAAGGAUGUCAAACUGGACAAGGAUGUCACACUGGACAACGAUGUCAGACUGGACAAGGAUGUCCUACUGGACAAGGAUGUCCAACUGGACAAGGAUGUCCAACUGGACAAGGAUGUCCAACUGGACAAGGAUGUCCAACUGGACAAGGAUGUCCAACUGGACAAGGAUGAUGUCCAACUGGACAAGGAUGUCCAACUGGACAAGGAUGUCCAACUGGACAAGGAUGUCCAACUGGACAAGGAUGUCCAACUGGACAAGGAUGUCCAACUGGACAAGGAUGUCCAACUGGACAAGGAUGUCCAACUGGACAAGGAUGUCCAAUUGGACAAGGAUGUCCAACUGGACAAGGAUGUCCAACUGGACAAGGAUGUCCAACUGGACAAGGAUGUCCAACUGGACAAGGAUGUCCAACUGGACAAGGAUGUCCAACUGGACAAGGAUAUCCAACUGGACAAGGAUGUCCAACUGGACAAGGAUGUCCAACGUCCAACUGGACAAGGAUGUCCAACUGGACAGGGAUGUCCAACUGGACAAGGAUGUCCAACUGGACAAGGAUGUCCAACUGGACAAGGAUGUCCAACUGGACAAGGAUGUCCAACUGGACAAGGAUGUCCAACUGGACUAGAUGUCCAACUGGACAAGGAUGUCCAACUGGACAAGGAUGUCCAACUGGACAAGGAUGUCCAACUGGACAAGGAUGUCCAACUGGACAAGGAUGUCCAACUGGACAAGGAUGUCCAACUGGACAAGGAUGUCCAACUGGACAAGGAUGUCCAACUGGACAAGGAUGUCCAACUGGACAAGGAUGUCCAACUGGACAAGGAUGUCCAACUGGACAAGGAUGUCCAACUGGACAAGGAUGUCCAACUGGACAAGGAUGUCCAACUGGACAAGGAUGUCCAACUGGACAAAGAUGUCCAACUGGACAAGGAUGUCCAACUGGACAAGGAUGUCCAACUGGACAAGGAUGUCCAACUGGACAAGGAUGUCCAACUGGACAAGGAUGUCCAACUGGACAAGGAUGUCCAACUGGACAAGGAUGUCCAACUGGACAAGGAUGUCCAACUGGACAAGGAUGUCCAACUGGACAAGGAUGUCCAACUGGACAAGGAUGUCCAACUGGACAAGGAUGUCCAACUGGACAAGGAUGUCCAACUGGACAAGGAUGUCCAACUGGACAAGGAUGUCCAACUGGACAAGGAUGUCCAACUGGACAAGGAUGUCCAACUGGACAAGGAUGUCCUACUGGACAGGAAUGAGAAACGGGAAAAGGAUGUCCAACUGGACAAGGAUGUCCAACUGGACAAGGAUGUCCAACUGGACAAGGAUGUCCAACUGGACAAGGAUGUCCAACUGGACAAGGAUGUCCAACUGGACAAGGAUGUCCAACUGGACAAGGAUGUCCAACUGGACAAGGAUGUCCAACUGGACAAGGAUGUCCAACUGGACAAGGAUGUCCAACUGGACAAGGAUGUCCAACUGGACAAGGAUGUCCAACUGGACAAGGAUGUCCAACUGGAACAAAAAUGUUUUGCAAGUUCUUUGGAGGACAAGGAUGUCCAACUGGACAAGGAUGUCCAACUGGACAAGGAUGUCCAACUGGACAAGGAUGUCCAACUGGACAAGGAUGUCCAACUGGACAAGGAUGUCCAACUGGACUAG
Messenger RNA from Armigeres subalbatus, 1956 nucleotides. RefSeq names its product otolith matrix protein OMM-64-like. Lineage: Eukaryota; Metazoa; Arthropoda; Insecta; Diptera; Culicidae. The transcript is spliced from 5 exons. The record is from RefSeq and is a predicted model, not a curated record. Bases 1 to 1956 code for a protein of 651 amino acids. Gene Ontology annotation, molecular function: transferase activity.